Vitis vinifera (wine grape) is the source of this 1857-nucleotide messenger RNA. RefSeq names its product putative disease resistance RPP13-like protein 1. The record is from RefSeq and is a predicted model, not a curated record. Gene Ontology annotation, biological process: defense response to fungus. Gene Ontology annotation, molecular function: ADP binding. NCBI's taxonomy places the organism in Eukaryota, Viridiplantae, Streptophyta, Magnoliopsida, Vitales, Vitaceae.
AUGGAGGUUGUUGGAGAGUCUGUUCUUUCUGCUGCCCUCCAAGUUCUGUUCGGUAAGUUGGUUUUCCCUGAGUUGCUCAACUUUGCUGGCCAAGAGGGGGUCAUUGCUGAACUUGAAAACUGGAAGGAGAAACUGAUGAUGAUUAAUGAAGUGCUGGACGAAGCUGAGGAGAAGCAGACAUCAAAGCCGUCCGUGAAAAACUGGCUUGACAAUCUCCGAGACUUGGCUUACGACAUGGAAGAUGUGCUGGAUGAGUUCGCGACCGAGCUGUUGCGAUGCAGGUUGAUGUCAGAAGGUGCUGAUCAGGUGGCCACCACAAGUAAGGUACGGAGCCUCAUCCCGACUUGCUUUACUGGUUUCAAUCCUGUUGAUGAAGUUAAGUUUAAUAUUGAGAUGGGGACCAAGAUCAAGGAAAUCACUAGGCGGUUAGGCGAUAGUUCAACCCGGAAAGCUGAGCUGGGUUUUGAUAUGGUCCCGGGUGUUGAAACAAGUUGGGGAAGUUUUGCAUCUGGAGCAGCUUCUACUUGGCAACGACCCCCUUCUACAUCUUUGAUUAACGAAGCUGUUCACGGCAGGGAUAAAGAUAAAGAAGUCAUUAUUGAGAUGCUGUUGAAGGAUGAAGCAGGUGAAAGCAACUUUGGGGUAAUUCCCAUUGUAGGUAUAGGUGGGAUGGGGAAAACUACACUGGCCCAGUUGAUAUACAGGGAUGAAGAAAUAGUGAAGCAUUUUGAGCCAAGGGUGUGGUGUGUAUCAGAUGAGAGCGAUGUAGAGAAGUUAACGAAGAUAAUUCUCAAUGCCGUCUCUCCGAAUGAAGUCCGUGAUGGGGAUAACUUUAAUCAAGUGCAGCUCAAGCUAAGCAAUAAUCUGGCUGGAAAAAGGUUUUUGCUAGUUUUGGACGAUGUGUGGAACAUCAACAAUUAUGAGCGAUGGAAUCACUUACAGACUCCCUUUAAGUCCGGAGCUAGAGGAAGUAAAAUUGCAGUAACAACACGUCAUGGGAAUGUUGCAUCUUUGAUGAGAGCAGACAGCUUCCACCAUUUGCUCAAGCCUUUAUCCAAUGAUGAUUGUUGGAAUGUAUUUGUGAAACAUGCAUUUGAAAACAAGAAUGCCAAUGAACAUCCAAAUUUGGAAUUAAUUCAACAAAGGGUCGUAGAGAAAUGUAGUGGCCUGCCCUUAGCAGCAAAGAUGCUUGGUGGGCUUCUACGCUCCGAACCACAGGAUCGAUGGGAACGUCCUGGAUUUGAACUGGAAAACCUUGGUGGUGUGCGACAUUCAUGGAUCAAAGGGUGUCAUGGGGUUGUAUCCUUGGAAGAGCAGGGGCUGCCUUGCAAUCUUCAAUACUGGGAAGUGAAUGGAUGUUACAACUUAGAGAAGCUGCCUAACGCAUUACACACCCUCACAUCUCUUACAGAUUUGCUAAUUCAUAAUUGCCCAAAACUCCUAUCAUUCCCAGAGACAGGUUUGCAGCCUAUGCUAAGACGUCUUGGGGUCAGAAAUUGCAGGGUUCUGGAGACACUGCCUGAUGGAAUGAUGAUGAACAGUUGUAUACUUGAGUACGUGGACAUUAAAGAGUGUCCAUCUUUUAUUGAAUUUCCAAAAGGUGAGCUACCCGCCACCCUCAAGAAGUUGACGAUUGAAGAUUGUUGGAGACUAGAGUCUCUACUUGAGGGAAUUGACAGCAACAACACUUGUCGACUUGAAUGGCUACAUGUAUGGGGAUGUCCAUCUCUCAAGUCCAUUCCAAGAGGCUACUUUCCCUCCACACUUACUUUCCAUUUGGGACUGCGAGCAAUUGGAGUCGAUUCCAGGGAAUCUGCUGCAAAAUCUCACAUCUCUUCGACUUCUGAACAUAUGUAA